UUUGUGAGUUGGUGAGCGUGAGUUGGUGAGAUGAGUUGGUGGACAUGACUAGUUACUGUUCCUCGAUUCACUCAUUAUGCAGCUUUUCAUCCGAUGAACCUUUCAACCUUUUAAGCUCUUUUCAUAUUAAUGGUUUUAUUUGUCUUUGGGCUACCCCCGUCGUCAGCCCCCCAAGUCAGAGGUUUUUGGGGUAUUAGGCUCAAAGACUUCUGACUUUUAUGCAUGUCUUUUAAAGGCUUCAAGGGUUCGUUGUUUGGAGGCUUGAAGGGUUUGAGGCGGUUACUUUUUUGAAUUUUGAAAUUUAAUCGAUUUGACAGUUGAUUGGACAUGUGUCAGGCGGCGGAUUGGCAGAGAUUUUUAUUUUUAUCUUUAAUACCCUUACUUUACUCUUAUAUUCAUUUUUACAAUUACAAAACUUCAUCAUUUUCCCUUCAAUCAUUCACAGUUUUUCCUCCCUCAGGUUAGUUUUCUUCUCCGUUUUCACUUUUACUUUUUUCGAUCAUGGGUGCCCUUAAGGAUUUAGCGAGGUCAUUUUCUCGGUUGACACAAGAGGAGGUAGACCUGUUUUGCCUUGAAUAUGGUAUCGAUAAACAGUUUAAUCCGACCGCCCCUGCUUGCGAUGCUUCCGUUGACAAACCGAUUCCUGGUUUUAUUGCUUUGUAUUGUCGGCAUUUUGAGUGGUCUAAUCUUCGUUACCCUUUUUCGUUUUUUGUUCUAAAUUUGCUUGAAUAUUAUCGAGUGUCUUUUGGGCAAGUUCAUCCGAAAGGAAUGGCUAGGGUUUUGCACUUUGAAGUGCUGUGUCGUGCUUUAGGUUAUGAUCCUUCAUUGUUGCUCUUUCGGAGGUUCUUCCGGUUAGCCAAAAAUGGUGAUUGGUUUACUUUUGAGAACACAAAGGUUGAUACUUGUCUUGUUUCAUCCAUGGUUACAACCCUUGGAUCAUGGAAGAAUACGUUUUUCUGGGUUUCUGAAUCCAUUAUUCCUUUCAAAAUGGUGUGGAGGCAUCCGGAUGCUGUUCUCAACGAUCCGGAGCCUUCCGAGUCUGAAUUGAAUGAUGCCUUUCUUUCAGCCAUUCGGGGGUGCCCUUCGAGGGUUCGCCCUUUUCCCGAACAUUUGUUAGUGCUUUUAGGGGUUAGUAAUAUUUGGGCAAAAGUUGAUCGGGAUCCGGUGUUGAUGAGAAAUGGCCUUGUUAUGUCUGCUUUGGACUUCAUCAAGAGUGACGAUACGUCCGAUGUGGUUUUUGAAGAUGCUCCGACUGUUCCGGGUGAAAAUGUUGUUGUGAGGACCUCUGAGCAGAGGUUUGAGGGUUCAGGUUAUGUCAGUGUUGCAAAUGCGAAGGGUUUUACCAAGUCCAAUGUUCCCAAGCCUUCAACUCGCCGGUUAUCUCGUCGUUUACUGAAAGCUGCUCCUCAAUCCACUUCCACUGAGCCAGUGGAUUUGAGUGAUGAUAUCGAGGCUUCUGAGGAUCAGGCUGAAGUGGAGGUUGAGAAGGAGAAGGAAUUAGUUGUGCGUGGUAAGAAGGUUCGAGGGAAGAAGGGUGUUGCUACCCCUGUUCAAGAAUCGUCGAGCAGAGACGUUGAAGGGUUGAACCCUGAGGGCACUUAUGUGCCUACUUGGUUGGUUAAGAAUGAUGACACUUUUAAGGAUGCUGCUGUUUGUGAAGAUGCUCUUAGUCAUCUUGCUCCUCCUUCCGUUCGUGAAGCUAUUGCUGAGAUGGAUGAUGACACUAUGUUAUCUCGCAUGGUUUUAACUACUUGUAACCUUGCAGCCAUGCUUCCCCAAGGGAUUACACGCUUUCGCCAAAGGAUGCGGGAGUAUGAGGAUUUUUCUAAAAAGAAAGACAAAAUGAAAUCCUCCCUUGCAUCGAUGAAGAAGGAAGUGGCUGGGUUUGCAGAGAAGGAGGCAGCUUGGAAGAAGGAGAUUGAGGAUCUGAAGAAGAUGCAUGCCAUUGAGAUGGGUGACCUGAGGAAAAGUUUUGAAGCAAAUUUGUUGAAAUUGAAGGCUGACCGAGAGGCCUUAUCUGUCCAGCAGAAGGCUUUUCGUGAAGAAAAGGAGGGGUUGAAGGCUUCCGUUGGUCAGGUGACUGCGGAUAAUCAGUGGUUGAUCGAGCAUGGGUUUCAGCAGAUUGUGACUUAUCUUUUGCACUCUAAGGAAUUUAACUCUGCCCUUGGUGAUGUUUACACAAAGCUGCUGAACCUGGGGAAGCAUCAAGGCCUUACUGCUGGCUAUAAACUUCAUGAAUCUGGGCAACCUUUGGAGAAAUCACCCAUGUUUCGCCCUGAGGCUUCUGAUGUCUUCAAGGCUUCUGUUGAGCAGAUGGAGAGGCUAACCUACCCCUUUAUUCAUGAGGUAUCCUCUUGUUUUGGUAAGCCUUUGUCUGUUUUACAGGGGUUGAAGCCUGAGGGGUUAAAUGAGAAGGUUUGUGCUGAGGUUUUGGGUUCCUUGUCAAAGAAGAGGUCUUACUCCGGGGACAGUGAUGAUACCCUUUCGAGUCUGCCUGAAACCUCGAAAGAUGCUGGUUUGGAAACCUCUGCAGUUGGUGGUGAAGAAGUUGUGAAGGUGAAGAAGACAAAGAAAGCUAAAAAGUCUAAGGGUGAAGGUUCCAAGCCCUCUGAUAACUGACAUUUAUUCGUAGCUUUCUUAGCAAACAUUUUAUGUUUUGUAAUGUUUUAAACAAUGUUUAGGUUUUGGGGACCCUUAAGGUUCCCAUGGUUGGUUGGUUGGGCCUAUAUGGCUGUUGAACAUUAGUUUUAUUUGCAAGUCACUAGGGCUUGCUUUAACUGUCUUAUGAAGGUCUUUUAUGGCCUUUCUAACUUAUGACAUGAUGUUUGUCGUUGAUGUU
Molecule: messenger RNA, 2839 nt
Organism: Helianthus annuus (common sunflower)
Lineage: Eukaryota; Viridiplantae; Streptophyta; Magnoliopsida; Asterales; Asteraceae
Exons: 2
Coding region: 502-2619 (705 amino acids)
Source: RefSeq, a predicted model, not a curated record